GUGUGCUAAUCGAGCAAAAACCACGAUGGAGUCUCCCAUAGUCGCGGUGGCCGAAGGUCAAGUUAAAGGGUGUCAAAGAGUGAAUUUGAAUGGUGAAUCUUUUUACUUAUUUUUGGGAAUACCGUUUGCAAAACCGCCUCUUGGAGAUUUAAGAUUUAAGGCUCCAGAACCAGCUGAGCCAUGGAGCGGAGUAAGGGAUGCUACGGUUGAUGGAAACUGUUGCUAUCAACGAAAUGAGUUCACGAAAGAACGUGAGGGUUCAGAAGACUGCUUAUAUUUAAAUGUUUAUACAAAAAAAUUACCAUCAGAAUGUAAUAAAUUAAAGCCAGUUAUGGUUUGGAUACAUGGCGGGGCUUUCGUAAGUGGUAGUAACAAAAGCCACUUCUAUGGACCAGAAUACCUGAUAACUGAGGACAUCGUUCUUGUUACAAUAAACUAUCGUCUAGGUUUCUUGGGAUUUUUACAUUUAGAUGACACAUCAUUAGACGUUCCUGGUAAUGCUGGAUUGAAAGAUCAACAACUAGCACUGAAGUGGGUACAAAAUAAUAUCAAGAGCUUUAACGGAGACCCCAAUAACGUCACGAUAUUUGGGGAAAGUGCUGGAAGCGCCUCUGUUCAUAUUCAUGUAGUAUCACCAUCGUCAAAAGGACUGUUUCAUAAAGCUAUUUUACAAAGUGGAUGUUUGUUGAAUCCAUGGGUAUUUUCUAAAGAUUAUGCUUUAACGUUUACUAAAACAAUAACUGAUACCGUGCAGACUGAAAAAGAGGCUUUAGAAGUUUUAAAAAAAUUAUCCGUUGAGGAACUUUUAGGUUAUCAAGAAAAAUUUCAUGCGUCUUUAAAGGGCGCGUCUGUGAUAGGUCCUAAUAUCGAAAAACCUAACAAAACAGCUGUUCUUACAUCUAACCCUAUUGAACUGUUAACAACUGGCCAGUACAACAGGGUUCCUUUAAUAAUUGGUUAUUGUGAUAGGGAAGGAAUAUUACUGGAAGUAUACAAACGUUUCGGAAAUAAUGCUGGAGCUAAAGAAGAGGGCCAGGAGGAAUACGUUGACUUUAAGAAAUUUCUUCUGCCUGGUUUAAGUGAAGAUGAUCCUCAGAAUAAACGUAUUUUAAAUAAGCUUAUCCAGACUUACAAAAAAAGGGCAGCAGAAAAUCCAAAGGACAAAUAUUUAUUACCUACUGAUUUCUAUUUUGUGGCUGGGAUUAUUGCAGCAGGAAAUAUACAUGCAAAAACAUCCAACAAUCCGGUUUAUUUGUACAGGAUUUCAAUAGAUGCCGGCUUAAAUCUUCUUAAAAAAAUUGCAAAGAUUACUGACCCAGGUACCUGUCAUGGCGAUGACCUGGGAUACCUUUUCAACAACCAUAUAGCAGCUCAGUUCCUUGAUAAAGGCGAAACAGAAGAUCAAUCAAUUCGUCGGUUUGUGAAACUAUGGACAAAUUUUGCUAAAACAGGGAACCCAACACCACCUGCAAAUGAUUUACAAUUGACUUGGAAGACUUUCGAUAAGGGUUCUGGAUUUUUAAACAUAGGGAAAGAACUUACAGUGGGGAGCAUUCCCGAGGCCGAAAGAAUAGACAGUUGGAAGGUCAUUCUCCAAAAUAAUCCAGUUAUAGUUAAUAAUUUGUAAUUAUUGAUAUUUUACCUGUUAUGUUGAUAGAGAAUGCAAACGGAAACUAGUAGAUAUAAGGUAUUCUUUAUUAUAGCUGUUUAUAUCAGUAUUGUACUAAAAAUUGUCGUUUAUAAAAGUAGCGAUUAAACUGUUAUGUUAUUUU
Messenger RNA from Diabrotica balteata, 1772 nucleotides. NCBI's taxonomy places the organism in Eukaryota, Metazoa, Arthropoda, Insecta, Coleoptera, Chrysomelidae. The record is from the annotation of a GenBank genome assembly.